AUGGGCACAGAUUAAUAUUACAUACAAAAUUAGUACUAUAUAAUAUAGUAGUAUCCUUAUAGAGACUAUAGCUGCAAAAAAUAUCAAAAUGAGCCAGAAAAAACCAAGAGUAUUGGCUAUACCUUUCCCAGCCCAAGGUCAUGUAAAACCCCUUCUCUUCUUUUGCCACAAGCUAGCCCAAAAUGGGUUUAGAGUAACUUUCGUUUACAAUGAAUUUGACCACAAGCAAAUCUUGAGUGCCAUGAAAGAUGUUGACCAUGAGAGGAAUAAGGCAGAGAAUAAUAUUGAAUUUGUGUCAGUCCCAGAUGGGCUGAGCCCUGAGGAUAGAGCUGAUGGUGUUGGCAAUGUGUGUCAAGCAGUGUUAGACACUUUACCAGCAGAGCUUGAAAAGCUCAUACGAAGCAGAGAUGAAAACGACAAAAUUAGGUGUGUCGUUGUUGAUUUUUAUUUGGGAUGUGCUAUGAAAGUUGCAACUAAGAUGGGUAUUCCAGGAGCAAUUUUUUGUCCUUCUUCGGCUGUUGUUCUCUCCCACACAUUGAAUAUGCCAAACCUUAUACGUGAUGGGAUCGUUGAUCAAUAUGGAAGUGCAACAAAAAAACAAAUAAUUCAACUAUCUCCAAACAUGCCUAGUAUGGACACAUCAAAAUUGCCAUGGAAGGUUGAGGACUUAGCUCAACAAAAGGCAGCAUUUGAAAUUUAUUUAGAAGCCUGUAAUGGUUUUGAAGCUGCAAAAUGGUGUAUGUGCAAUACAACUUAUGAUAUUGAACAUGUUGCACUUUCUUUACAUCCGAAGCUUGUUCCAAUAGGUCCAUUAUUGGCCGAUAAAGCUAGUAGCCCAUUAGAUAUCUCUGGAUCACAAUUUUGGGUUGAAGACACUUCUUGUUUAAAUUGGCUCGAUCAACACAAGUCUCGUUCUGUUAUAUAUCUUGCAUUUGGUAGCUUCACUUCUCUUGAGCAACACCAAUUUCUUGAGUUGGCUCGUGGGCUUGAGCUCACCGGUAGACCAUUUCUUUGGGUUGUUCGUCCUGGAUUUAUAUCAAAUAAGGAGCUUGACCCAUAUGAAUUUUUGGGUGGUAAUAAUGAUUUUAGAAAGAUAGUGACUUGGGCUCCUCAACAAAAGGUUUUAAAACAUCCUUCUAUUGCUUGUUUUGUCAGUCAUUGUGGUUGGAAUUCUACUAUGGAAGGUUUGAACAAUGGGGUACCAUUUUUGUGUUGGCCUUAUUUUGCUGAUCAAUUUUUGGACAAAGAUUACAUAUGUGAUUUUUGGAAAGUUGGGAUGGAGUUUGUACCCAAUGAAAAUGGUAUUAUAACUGGUGAAGAGGUGAAAAAUAAAGUGGAAAACCUUCUGACUGACCUAGAUAUAAGAAAAAGAUCUUUAAAAUUUAAAGAGAUGGGAAUGAAUGCUAUAGGUGAAUAUGGUGCGUCUUCAAAGAAUUUUAAUAAUUUCAUGAAAUGGCUUGGAAGUGAUAAAGAAUAACGAAUUCUGUUAUUAUUCUGUUUUCAUUUUUUAACUGUUUCGAGUUAGUUACAGGUUUGUUGUAACAACUGUCUCUUUUCUUGUUUUGUUUCUCUGUAAAACUUUCUUCUAUAAAUAAAAGGCCUCUAGCUCAAAGACAAACUAAGAUUUUCCAAA
This is a messenger RNA of Cannabis sativa, 1633 nucleotides long. RefSeq names its product UDP-glycosyltransferase 83A1. Bases 89 to 1477 code for a protein of 462 amino acids. NCBI's taxonomy places the organism in Eukaryota, Viridiplantae, Streptophyta, Magnoliopsida, Rosales, Cannabaceae. Gene Ontology annotation, molecular function: UDP-glycosyltransferase activity. The transcript is spliced from 2 exons. The record is from RefSeq and is a predicted model, not a curated record.